GGGGAAUCUUCGGUAUUGUAUAAUAAUUCUCUCAGGGCCUCAAGAGAUGCUUAAGGAAGCAGAAUCUCUUGAGGAAUCCCUUCGAGGAGGCCACCCUUAUAUAGGCGGCAAGUUGGGACUUGUCAGCCGCAAGGCAUUCUUUCUAAGCAUCUACAGGGCCCAUGCGCUAGGAUUCAGCGCUGUCGGAUUGAACAAUAUAAGGGCAACCUGGGGGACAGAAUUCCUAGACUUGUCGGCGGUUGUUGGAGGCCGUCAGAACCUAAGUGUCAGCCGCAAGGCGCUCUGUAUCAGCCGCAAGGCAUUCGUGUUAGCCGCAGGGCAUUCUUUCUAAAGCAUCUACAGGGCUCAUGUGCUAUAAGGGCAGCCUGUGGCACAGAAUUUCCAGAGAAGAUGAGGAGAGAAUACAGAACAAUCUUCUUCGUGCUGAAAAUGUC
This is a messenger RNA of Gaeumannomyces tritici R3-111a-1, 434 nucleotides long. RefSeq lists its product as hypothetical. Bases 47 to 331 code for a protein of 94 amino acids. The record is from RefSeq and is a predicted model, not a curated record. The transcript has 4 exons. NCBI's taxonomy places the organism in Eukaryota, Fungi, Ascomycota, Sordariomycetes, Magnaporthales, Magnaporthaceae.